Molecule: messenger RNA, 1176 nt
Organism: Phanerochaete carnosa HHB-10118-sp
Lineage: Eukaryota; Fungi; Basidiomycota; Agaricomycetes; Polyporales; Phanerochaetaceae
Exons: 1
Molecular function (GO): protein binding
Source: RefSeq, a predicted model, not a curated record
CGUCUUCCCAUCCCUUGGCAGCAUCUCCAUCGCCUCACCCGUCUCAUCGCUUCCGUCCGUCCGCGCACUCGCAGUCUGUUCAUCCGUCUGCUCUCAGUAAUAUCUACCAUACAUAAAACGGGAGGCACCGUCCAGCUGUGGCAAUGGAACGUCCUCCUUGAUUUUGCUGGCAAAGGAUGGCGGAAGACCACUCCAGAGACCUUUAGAACUGCGCUAGACGUAUAUCACGACUUGAUUUCCAACAACCCGCCAGGCGCGUGCUUCUCGAAGAAACCAGUGGGUCUGAACGCUAUAGACGAGGAGCCGACCGAAUCUGUCAGACCGAACUUGGAACCGGAUAUCUGGACGUUCACCACAUUACUCAAUAUCGCGAUCAGUACGUCUGAAGCCAAACCUGUGCGUCAGGCUGUGGCUCUGUUGGAGAGCUCAGGACAACGGCCCAGCGUGGUUACGUAUCUCAGCUACAUCCGCUACUAUACCAAGCUGGGAAGACUGUUGGGCGUCCGGUCUGUCCUGGCGCAAAUAGUGUCUAACGACAUAGAGCUUGGGCUAGACGGGACUAACGCUUGUAUUUGGGCAUUCGGCCGCAACAAUCGUCUCGACACCGCGGAAACAAUUUAUAAGGUCCUCAGGUCCAACAUGUCUCAGCACCCGGAUCCUGAAAUCGAACAGCUGAGGCGGCGGCUGGCCGAGGAGAAUAUCCGGGUCCCGUCCAAUGUCGUUCCCGAUCACAUCACGUACACUUGUCUCAUACAAGCAUACGCGUACCGCGGACACCUCCAUGAAUGCUUAAUCGCGUUUAUGGACAUGAUCACUGCACUCGACCCGCCCGGCAAGAGAAAGACGACCCCUGAAGACCCUGAGAAGGCUCAACUCUAUCUUCCCGUCUACCGUGCUAUCUUCAUCGGCUUCGUUCGCCACGGCAAAGCUCCGCACCUAGUGCAACCCGGGGCCCGAUACGGCGCAGAGAUUCUAGUACUGUCCCCUGCCGCAGAUGACUCAUCGCCGUGGACACUCAAGGCCCUAGACCCGCUGUUCGAGGAUUUUUUGCGCAUCCCGCGGGGGAUGGAGCCUACGGAGAACCUCAUCUUUUGGAUAUUGACGGCGUUUACCAAGACGAGCGGGGAGGACAAGCAAAAGCUGCGCCAGGUGUAUGGGCUGCUUGAAGAGCGUUUC